Cylindrotheca closterium is the source of this 1629-nucleotide messenger RNA. Lineage: Eukaryota; Bacillariophyta; Bacillariophyceae; Bacillariales; Bacillariaceae. The record is from the annotation of a GenBank genome assembly.
AUGAACGCUAUAAAGGGCAAACACCGCCCCAAGAAAGAAGGAAAACCAGCGUACGAUCGGACUCCUCUCAUCAGUGACGAAGCGCGACGAAAAUCGGCAUCGUCUGUGGAUGAUGAAGAACGAGGCACCUAUGGGAUAUUGCUAACACCGCUAGUAAAGCCGACGAAUCUCAAACAACGAAAUGUCCACGCUAAUCAAAAUGUGGACUUGCAAGGAAACGAGGGCACCAAGGAAGAUUCUUACAUUGCAUUGCUGAAUCGAAAUCGAAAUUUACGAUUCUACAUUUUCAGUCUUCUGGUGACCAAUUGUGGUGAAUGGCUGUCCUACAUUGCCUCAAUAGAUUUAAUUGAAACCAGAUUGGCUAGGCUGAAUCAAGAAUCGAGGACGGCAGUUUCCAUUCUAGUGCUAGUGCGUCUCUUGCCGAAUGUCAUAUUUUCUUCAGUGGGUGGCAAAUUGGCCGACAAAUAUGACCGACGACAGCUAAUGUUUGGAUUGGAUGUCAUCAGUGCCGUGGUCACAUUGCUUUUUGUAGUGGCAUAUGAAUUGCAAUCCAUUCCGAUAGUAUAUGUGGCGAGUUUUGCACAGCAAGCGCUUGCAGGGCUAUACCAGCCAUCUUCCUAUAGCAUAAUUCCCAUGUUGGUCAAUGAUGACGACAACGAUUUGAAAAAAGCUACCACCAUGCAGGGAAUGGUUUGGAGUGCGAUGCAAGCUUUUGGUGCUGCAUUGUCAGGGUUUGUAGUGGAUGCACUUGGAGUUCGAAUAUGCUUCUACCUUGAUGCUGGCACCUUCGUUCUCAGCGCUUUGUUUAUGUGGAUGGUUCGAGGAGAAUACAGGGCAGUGCCGGUUCGGGGAGAAUACAAGACGAAUCCGAAGAAGAAAGCUGGUGCGAUUGUCCAUCCUGUCCAACCAGACUUGGUUCACAGCGCAAGCUAUGUGGAUGGAGUCAAGUAUUUGUUUUCUUCCUACUUUGCCGCUCUGAUAUUUGUCAAGGGUAUUGGUGAGCUUGCUUCUGGGGCUUGCGAUGUUCUGAAUGUUGUCGUGUCCGAACAAGACGAUGACACGGGUGGUCUGAGUAGCGGUUUCAGUAGUAAUUUCAAGCUGGGUGUCUUGUUUUUCUUUGUGGGGACGGGAUGCAUGAUUGGACCACUUGUCUCGCAACCAUUCGUAGAUGCUGAACGACCAUCCACCCUGCAACUGUCGUGUGCGUUGUCUUUUGCAAUUGCAACCAUUGGGUAUGUGGGGUGGUGCUGGGGUCCGCCAUCCUUUUGGGUCCUCUGCUUUUUCGCCCUACUUCGGUCGGCGGGAUCUUCUGUCACUUGGAUCAACAGUUCCAUUUUGCUUCAAAAAUUCGCUUCCACGGAAAUGAUGGGUCGGGUCAUGUCCAUGGACUAUGCCGUCGCUCUAGCUGGAGAAGCCUUGUCGGCUUAUCUAUGUGGCUUUCUCAUGGACAGAUACGGACUGUCGUUUCAUGAAGUGGUCUUUGGAUUGACCAUGAUCUCUCUGAUUUCCACUGCGUUUUGGUUCAUCUAUCACUUCUCAGGCAGAGGCGCCGUGAAGUACAGAGUCCGCCCGUCUAUGAUUUCCCUGGUCCCGGUGCCUAAAAAGGCGACAAGAAGUUCAAAUUCCUGA